GUCAAUUCGUUUUUGUCAGCUUGUGCUGUCACUCUCAGUUGUGUUUCUAUUUGCCUUGUUUUUUGUUUUCCAAAUCCGGAAAAUAACUUUAUAACCUGGAUAUUCAUUUUACCUCAAUUUUUUGCGAAAUUAUCGUCUAAGUAGCGAAAAUGGUUGUCCGCCAAUAUCAGCAAGAACUAGAAUACCUAGAAAAAAUAUCCUCUUACUGCUGGAGGAUCAAAAAAGGCUUCCAGCCGAAUAUGAGGGUUGAGGGGGUGUUUUACGUGAAUCAAACAUUGGAAAAACUUAUGUUGGACGAGCUGAGAAAUGCUUGUAGGCCAGGCAUGGUUGGGGGCUUCCUGCCAGGUGUGAAACAGAUCGCCAAUGUUGCAGCUCUGCCUGGUAUAGUUGGAAAAUCUGUUGGCUUGCCAGAUGUACAUUCAGGAUAUGGCUUUGCUAUUGGUAAUAUGGCUGCAUUUGAUGUGAAUGACCCUGAAUCAAUUGUCUCACCUGGUGGAGUAGGCUUUGAUAUCAACUGUGGUGUCCGUCUUCUGAGAACAAAUCUGUAUGAGAGUGAUGUAUUGCCUGUCAAGGAACAGCUAGCUCAGAGUUUGUUUGAUCACAUUCCGGUUGGUGUGGGUUCAAAAGGAAUAAUUCCAAUGAAUGCUAGAGAUCUGGAAGAAGCAUUAGAAAUGGGUAUGGACUGGUCUUUGAGAGAAGGUUAUAUCUGGGCUGAGGACAAAGAGCACUGUGAAGAGUAUGGUAGAAUGUUGAAUGCUGACCCUGCUAAAGUAAGCAUGAGGGCUAAGAAGAGAGGACUUCCUCAGGUAAUUUUUUUUUCUAAAAAAUCUUUUUACUGCCCAUUUUUAUUUCAUGGAAUAAAAGUAUAUAUUUAUGAAUUAGAUGAAAUUUAUGAUAAAUGGGCUGCUUGCAAAAUGGGCAUUGAGGAAAAAGGACAGAUAUGUGUUAUGAUCCAUUCUGGCAGUCGUGGUUUUGGUCACCAGGUUGCUACUGAUGCACUGGUGCAAAUGGAGAAAGCCAUGAAACGUGACAAUAUAGAAACAAAUGACAGGCAAUUAGCUUGUGCGCGUAUCAGCUCUGUAGAAGGCCAAGACUAUCUAAAGUCUAUGGCAGCAGCAGCAAAUUUUGCCUGGGUGAACAGAAGCUCCAUGACAUUUUUGAGCAGACAGGCAUUUGCAAAACAGUUCAAUAUGGCACCAGAUGAUCUAGACAUGCAUGUUAUUUAUGAUGUUUCUCACAACAUAGCAAAAGUGGAAGAGCAUCUUGUUGAUGGAAAACCUAAAACUUUGCUAGUGCACAGGAAGGGUUCAACCAGAGCAUUUCCACCUCACCAUCCAUUAAUCCCGGUGGACUAUCAGUUAACUGGACAACCUGUUUUAAUAGGAGGCACAAUGGGGACUUGUAGCUAUGUGUUGACUGGCACGGAACAAGGAAUGUUUGAAACAUUCGGUUCGACUUGUCAUGGCGCGGGUCGAGCAUUGUCCCGAGCAAAAUCGCGCAGAAAUAUAGAUUACACUGACGUGCUACAGAAACUUGAAUAUAUGGGUAUUUCCAUAAGAGUAGCGUCGCCAAAACUGGUAAUGGAAGAAGCACCAGAGUCGUACAAGAAUGUCACUGACGUAGUAAAUACUUGCCAUGCUGCAGGAAUCUCGAAGAAGUGCAUCAAGUUGAGGCCAAUCGCCGUCAUCAAAGGAUAAACAGUAUUAUUUAUGUGAAACAAAGUUCAAGCACUGAUUCCGACGUUUCAUGAACUUACGAUGAGGUUUAUUUUUCUGAUAACUGCAGAGAAACUGUUACAAUGCAGUGUUUCCUUUGUAUCAGAUUAACUGAUUACAUUUCUCAAACUUGAAAAUUUUUUACAAGAUCAUCUUGCUUUAUACAAGGUAUUCAUAUUUAUAUGAUGAUGAAUGCAUGCGGAUAGUAUGUUUAAUGCUAAGAAAUAUGUUUGAUUGUUGUGUGACCUGUAUUUAUGAAAAAAUAAAUCCACAUUCUUUGAUAUCUUA
Acanthoscelides obtectus is the source of this 2003-nucleotide messenger RNA. NCBI's taxonomy places the organism in Eukaryota, Metazoa, Arthropoda, Insecta, Coleoptera, Chrysomelidae. The record is from the annotation of a GenBank genome assembly.